This is a messenger RNA of Gekko japonicus, 1376 nucleotides long. RefSeq names its product androgen-dependent TFPI-regulating protein (gene ADTRP). The record is from RefSeq and is a predicted model, not a curated record. Bases 1 to 1155 code for a protein of 384 amino acids. The transcript is spliced from 7 exons. Lineage: Eukaryota; Metazoa; Chordata; Lepidosauria; Squamata; Gekkonidae. Gene Ontology annotation, cellular component: endomembrane system; membrane.
AUGGACGCCCUUGUUCCCGAAGUUGUUGGAGUGGGAACCACCGGGACCAUUGUGGUUGGGGCCAUGGUGGGCACCGUUGUGGGUACCAUCACUGGCACCACCGUGGUGGUCGGUGUAAGCACCAACGUGGUUGUCGGGAGGUUUGCCAACCAGGAAAGUUACGGCAACCAGCACGGAGGGAGGGAAACCGGUUCGCUUAGCCCCCGAGCAGCGCCGCGCAUUUAUGCAAACCCGUCCCACACACCCCCCACCCCUAAAUCUGCCGUAGCCGGGCGACUAAUCCCCAGGGAAUCUGGAGCGCCGCGCGGAAAGCAAGGCGGGGAGGCGGCAAGCGAAGGGAUAAAGUCCACUCCUCCGCGCGGGCAGCUUGCAGGGGAGAGGCGCGUAGCCGCCGGGCGCCCCGAGCCGCGGCAGCAGCAGCAGCAGCCCAGCAGCAGCGCCAUGCAGCCCUCCCGCGCCUGUUUGUGGCACGGCCUGGCUUUCGCCUGGUUCGUCUUCAUCGCCUCCGCGACCUCCCAGAUCAGCGUGGCCGGCGUCACCGACGCGCCUCCGGAAAUCGUCGCCUACGGCGGGCCCUGGAAGUUCCUCACUUUUCUCAACCUGGUUUUCCAGGCUGCUUUGUGUGGCAUCUCCUUGCUGGUUGAUGGGCUUACCUUAAUGAAGAAACAGGGAAUUGCCAAGUUCGUGCUUCGCUUCAGAGACUUGCUCUUCGGAUCCCUGUGUUUUCCUAUGUCUCUGUUUGUGUCCACGUGCUUUUGGAUAUUAUAUUUUUAUGACCGGCAGCUGAUUUAUCCCAAGAGGAUGGAUGCACUCAUUCCUAACUGGCUGAAUCAUGCUAUGCACUCUUCAAUAUUUCCAUUUGCCUUGAUAGAGCUCUGCUUCAUUCCUCACCGUUAUCCAUCAAAGGGGGAAAGACUUGCUUUGUUGGGAAUCAGCUCCUUGGGCUAUAUCUCUUGGACUGUGCAUAUUUACCGGAUAACUGGGUGGUGGGUCUAUCCUAUCUUCCAAGCCCUGAAUCCACUUGGCAUAGCAGCCUUUUUCCUUGGCGCCAUCGGAGUCUUAAUAUUUUACAGUCAUAUGGGAGCAUUUCUCUGCCGCAUGAUUUGGGGUGACACUGUUGUCAUAUUUGACUCUUCCAAGAAGAAAAGCAAAUGAAACUUCCACGGAUGCCAGAACAAGCCCUACUGAUAUCCUGAAACUAGAGAAGGAGAACAAGAAGACAUCUCUGUGUGAAACCUAUUCCCCACCACCGCCCCUGUUCAACAUUUAAGUUUCUUCAAAAGAUUUCGGACAAGCCAGCAGAUGCUGGGAAACACCUGGAUUCUAGGAUUCCUUAUAGCUGUGUGGCUGGGCAGAAACUUUUCCGGUGGUACAGC